UCACCGCAGUCGAGCGUUCCCUGUUCUUCGCCUCCAUCACCAUGCUGGUUGGGAAUGGGCUCUUUGCCCUGUUCUGGGAAGAUAGGUGGCUCGGCGGCCGUUCCAUCAGCGAGAUCGCGCCCCUUGUAUAUGCGUGCAUCCCAAAGCGAAGAAGGAAGACAAGAACGGUUGCGGACGGCAUGCUCAAUCACAAUUGUGCACGCGAGAUCCACGGCGUCAUUGGCUUACAUGAGAUUGGUCAAUACCUAACGCUAUGGUGCAUGGUCGACACCGUCGUGCUCACCGGAGCCCCAGACCAGCUAACCUGGAAGUGGACGGCCAGCGGCAACUAUUCAGCUCGCUCUGCUUACCUUGCGACAUUCCAGGGCUCCAUGACAUGCCCUGCCUGGAAGCGCAUUUGGAAAGCUUGGGCGCCCCCUGGGUCAAGUUUUUCCACUGGAUUGUUUUCCAAAACCGCUGCUGGAUGGCGGAUCGUUUGGCGAGUAGAGGCUUGCAGCACCACGCUCGAUGCCUGCUGUGUGACCAGGACCCCGAGACUAUACGCCAUUUGCUCAUUGAGUGCCCCUUCACCAAGCAGAUAUGGCAUGAGGCCCUGGCCUGGUUGCGCAUUCCAUGCUGAUCACCUGAGGACGCGGACGAGUCAAUCUUCACUUGGCUGGACCGCGCAAUGCAUGCGGCUCCGAAGCCUCUUCGCAAGGGCCUGGGGUCCGCUGCGCUGCUCGUGCCAUGGAUGUUAUGGAAGCACAUAAACGAUUGCGAUUUUGAACGGGGAUGGCCCUUUGUCGCCGACCUGAUGAGCAACAUCAAGGACGAAGCUAAGCUGCGGGCACAAGAGGGCGCCACCGGCCUCGGUGUGGUGUUGGCAACAACCUGGGAUGUUCACUAGGCUUUUUUGGUUCCAAACCUGUAACCCACCUCCUAGGAGGCUUGUAAACAACUUCUUUCUCUCUAAUCAAUGAAAUGAAAUGCAAAGAGUCCUUUGCGUUUUCUCGAAAAAAAAAACUUCAGCUUCAUGGUUUAGUAGACCGAUGUUGAGUAUUUCAUUUGCAUCAUAAGGUCUAAAUAUCUUCCUGACUAUAUCUUCCUUCUAGGAGUGUUGUCUUUGUCAAUCAAGUUAGCGACCCGCCUGAACCUAGAAUUUGCGACAUUGUCUGUGAUCUUCAUAUCUCCCCGCGGAAUCCAAUUGUCCUGCCAUAUCCGUAUUUUCUCUCCAUUACCAAUACGCCAAAUGAUGCCCUUCUUGAGAAGUUCUAGACCAUACAUUAUUCCUUGCCAUCCAGGGGAUGGGUUUUUUACGAAGGCUGUGUCCGUGAGUUCACCAGCAGGACAAUAUCUAGCCUUUAGUACUCUUGCACGUAGACUAUCCAGGAAAGCAACAAGACGCCAUGCUUGUCUUGCGAGGAAUGCCUGGUUGAAAAGGAACUGUAAUGCACUUCAGAAAACCAAGACGAGAAAUUCGCUGUGGGAUGAAACCUCCGCCAACCCCUGAAACCCCUCAGUGUUUUUGCUCCUUGGUUAUCAAACUAUCUAGGAAGCUGGGGUGGGAGGUGGUGAGGAUGGCUGGCCUUUUACUCGAGUGCAUUAGAUACUUGUUGACAAGGCCAGAGAUAAAGAAGCUGCAGUACAUCAUGUUGACAAGGCCAGAGGUGAAGAAGCUGUUGACAAGGCCAGAGAUGAAGAAGCUGCAAGAACUCUACCUUAAAUUGAUUGAGUGGACGAGGACUUGGCUAGAGAAAAAUAAAGUGGAAGCUAAAAUUGAUUGGAUCAUUAUUGAGAUUUGUUCUCGUGUGGUGUCAGCAACAUCUGAGCCUUGUUCAGCACCCAAGUGCCCUUCAACACUCGCAGUUGAUGCAAGGGAGCCUCCUGCAGCGACGAAGCCUCCUGCAGCGACGAAGCCUCCGACAGCGACGAAGCCUCCUGCAGCGACGAAGCCUCCUGCAGCGACGAAACCUCCUGCAGCGAUGAAGCCUCCUACAGCGACCGAGCCUCCUACAGCGACCGAGCGUCCUGCAGAGACAAAGCGUCCUGCAGCGACGAAGCCUCCUGCAACGACGGAGCGUCCUGCAGCGAUGAAGCCUCCUGCAGAAAAGAAGCCUCCUGCAGCAACGAAGCCUCCUGCAGCGCCACAACGUCCUUCACUUAAGGGAAGUGCUACUGAAUCGAAGCCAUCCUCUGAAUUGCAACAACUUUCAAAUAUGUGGUCAAAGGCUGUGGACAAGGCAAGGAAAGUAGUGAAUAAGAAGGCGAGAGAAUUAAAACAAAAGAUGCUGUGGAGAAGACUGAUGAGUUUCCAGAAGGAGUUAACCAAGGUAGCCAUAGAAAUCUACACAUGCAUGUUGGUGUUUCUUAUCUGUUUCCUUGCAUCCAAGGACAUACCAGCUGUAUGCGAGAAAGCAAUGGCAUGUCACAGGUUAGCGCUCCAAUGCAACAAGGCCAUAUCGAGGUAUAACCUACCGCAGAAGACAGUGUUUGCUGGUUCUCUUGUUCGCGAGAAGCUCAUGGUGUCAUUUGCUCUCCUUCGGCACAGUGUGAAUCGUUUAGUGGAUACGUGCAACAAGACCUCCAGUGAGUACAAGCUGUACGAUAAGCUCCUGGUGGCUUGGGUGAAGCUUCAAGAUGCUGGCACACAAGCACAGACUUUGUCAAUAAUCUGCGACAACUUGGAGAAGCUGCUGCUGGUGCUUCAGAGGUUGAUGAAGGGUAAGUGAAGGUUGCACUAGUGCCUGAAAAAUAGACUGUGCUUGAGGCUUGAAAAAAGAUCAAUUUGAUCUUUGGACCAGUCACUAUUUCAUUGAAUGGAUCAAAACUGAGAUUGUGUGACUUAUAGACUAGGAUGCACUUACGAAACAAACCUGGAGAGCUGCACUUGUUUGCUAGCUGCCAUUAUGCUUUUGAGCGACAUUGCCUCUUGGCGCUGCAGAUCCCCAUUCUGCCCUGUUCCCUUUUUUCUUUUCUUUGCAGUGUAUUUGGCUUUGGGCAAUAUCUA
Molecule: messenger RNA, 2986 nt
Organism: Lolium perenne
Lineage: Eukaryota; Viridiplantae; Streptophyta; Magnoliopsida; Poales; Poaceae
Source: RefSeq, a predicted model, not a curated record